UCUCAUACCCACGGGAUUUGUAAACUAUUCCUAUAUAAGGCAAUCUUCUAUCGCGAGUUUCAGUCGAGUUUUCGAAAAUGCUCUUUGCCAUUUUGCUGGGUCUUACCAUUGCUCGCACUGAAACGGCUAAUUUACCGAGCUACUUCCCGAAAUGUUACCAGGAUGAUCCGAAGAUAAACGAGUGCUUCGUUAACGCCGCCAACAGUUUGAAUCAGUACGUCAGAAAAGGGAUACCGGAAAUCGGUUUGCGUCCCUUAGAUCCGUUUGUCGCACCCCCUUUCACCAUGACACUCGAAUCUCCGAUCACCGAUUAUAACGCCACCUUAAGAGGUUUCACGUUUGAGAGAUUAUUCAAUUACCAGUUUAUAUCGGCCGAAAUUCGACCGAAAGAUGGCGUGGUUGGAGGCAAGCUUAUCCUGCCAGAUUUGGAUUUAAAGUCGAACUACACCGUCGAGGGUCACAUCAUAAAUCUGCCACUGCAAGGAGGCGGUUACUUCAAAAUUGCAAAUAGCAAAAUCGUGUGUGAUUUUUUGACGAGCGGAUGGCAGGAGAAGAAAAAUUGUAACGGGAUCAACUUGGAAAUUACCUGCAAAAUUGAAGAUCUCAAGGUGAACAUUACCGGAUUGGCGAAUGGAAUUUUUCAGAUAUGGUCGGCACUCUUUUAAACCUAAGCUCCCAGCUGGUCGCGUCGGAGCUUUCGCCGGCGUAUACCAACAUAUUUCGACCUUUUCUGAAGUCGUUCCUUACGCGGAUGUGCCGAAAGCACGAGUUCGAUGAUCUGUUUCCAUUGACGCCCUA
Photinus pyralis (common eastern firefly) is the source of this 798-nucleotide messenger RNA. RefSeq lists its product as uncharacterized. The coding region runs from base 78 to 665 and encodes 195 amino acids. The record is from RefSeq and is a predicted model, not a curated record. The transcript has 4 exons. NCBI's taxonomy places the organism in Eukaryota, Metazoa, Arthropoda, Insecta, Coleoptera, Lampyridae.